AUGGCCGCGUCGGACCGGAUGGUGCUGGGGCCACUGGUGGGCUCUAUCGAUCAGGGCACCAGCUCCACUCGCUUCCUGGUUUUUAAUGCAAAAACAGCAGAGCUCUUGAGUCACCAUCAAGUUGAGAUACAGCAGAAAUUCCCUAAAGAAGGAUGGGUGGAACAAGAUCCAAAAGAAAUAUUGAAGUCUGUCCAUGAAUGUGUGGAAAGGGCCUGUGAGAAACUGCAACAACUGAACAUAGACAUCACUAACAUAAAAGCCAUUGGAGUCAGCAAUCAGAGAGAAACGACAGUGGUUUGGGACAAGACAACUGGAGAACCCCUUUAUAAUGCUAUUGUGUGGCUUGACCUGAGAACCCAGUCAACAGUUGAACGGCUUCUUAAAAGAAUUCCAGGAAAAAACAAAACCUUUUUUAAGUUCAGGACUGGUCUUCCACUUAGCACUUAUUUUAGUGCAGUGAAACUUCGAUGGCUUUUGGAUAAUGUGGAAGAGAUUAGGCAAGCAGUUGAUGAUGGAAGAGCUAUGUUUGGGACUAUUGAUUCAUGGCUUAUAUGGAGUUUGACAGGUGGAAAGAAUGGAGGCGUUCACUGUACGGAUGUAACCAAUGCCAGUAGAACAAUGUUGUUCAACAUUCAUUCCUUGGAAUGGGAUCCUGAGCUCUGCCAGUUCUUUGAUAUUCCUAUGGAAAUACUCCCAAAAGUACGAAGCUCCUCUGAGAUUUAUGGCCUGAUGAAAAUCUGUCCUAGCCUGAAAUCUGGAGCUUUGACAGGUGUACCAAUUUCCGGGUGCUUGGGUGACCAGUCUGCUGCUCUUGUUGGGCAAAUGUGUUUUCAGGAUGGGCAGGCAAAAAAUACGUAUGGAACAGGGUGUUUCUUGCUGUGCAAUACAGGUCAGAAGUCUGUGUUUUCUGAGCAUGGUCUUCUAACCACAAUAGCUUACAAACUGGGCAGAGACAAACCUGUUUGUUAUGCACUAGAGGGAUCUGUUGCAAUAGCCGGUGCUGUUGUUCGUUGGCUGAGGGACAAUCUAGGUAUCGUUAAGACUUCACAGGAAGUUGAAAAACUCGCUGCAGAAGUUGGGACUUCUUAUGGCUGCUACUUUGUGCCAGCAUUUUCAGGACUGUAUGCACCAUACUGGGAACCCAGUGCAAGGGGUAUUAUCUGUGGCCUUACUCAGUUUACAAAUAAAAACCACAUCGCCUUUGCUGCACUAGAAGCGGUCUGCUUUCAAACACGAGAGAUUUUAGAUGCCAUAAACAAGGACUGUGGGAUACCACUAAAUCAGUUACAAGUAGACGGAGGAAUGACCAAUAACAAAGUCCUCAUGCAACUCCAAUCAGACAUUCUCUGUAUUCCAGUAGUAAAGCCAUCAAUGCCUGAAACAACAGCUCUAGGAGCUGCUAUGGCAGCAGGAGCUGCAGAAGGAGUUGGAAUUUGGAGUCUGAAUCCCGGAGAUUUGACAGCAGUGACAUGUGAACGAUUUGAACCACAGAUCAACCCGGAGGAAAGUGAAUUUCGCUAUGCCAGAUGGAAGAAAGCUGUGAUGAAAUCUAUGGGCUGGGAGACAUCUGAAGCUCCUCCAAAUGGUGACACUAGUAUCUUCUGUAGUCUGCCUUUGGGUUUUUUUAUUAUGAGUAGCAUGAUAAUGUUAAUCGGAGCAAAGUACGUCUCAGGUACUGGUAAAUGAGACUACUUAGUGGACUCUCUGGAUGCAGCUGAUUUUUUCGUUUCGUUUUGUUUUGUUGUCUGAAGAGAUUCCACCACCAAUGUGAUUAUACUACUUGUGUGACUAAAUCCAUUCAUGAAUCCAUCUGUUGCCAGUCCCUGAGUAACCUCCCAGUGGUACAAUGAAACUUAAGUCUUCAGCCCUUCAUUACUCUACUCUCUUCCCCAUCAGCUCCAACUGCACUGGAGGCCUUUGCGUGGACUAUCAUCUCACAUCAUCCUCUAAAAUUUCACAAGCCCUAGCUUUGGUUGAGAAAGUUGGUAUAACAAAACCCUGCAACUUCUGAGGUAAUGAUGUCAGAUGUUCAGCUAUCCUUUUCAGGGUUUUGUUACUUUGUACAACACACUGCAGAAAGUUAAUGAUGCACUAUAGAACUUUGUAAACAUCUUACAAUUCUUCCAGCUGCUGUGAAUUACCUUUCAUAUGUCUAUGGUUGCCAAAGAUGUUUUAUUGUAGUGACCACUGGUCUGAAACACCUUCAAUGGUACAAACGUUUUAAACACUAGCUAUUAUCAGUAGCACACAUCGCCACUGGUUUGGCAAUAAAGAGCUUGCUGAUAUGGUCCACAGAGUACCGUUGAAACGAACAAUUACAAAGUUUAAAAGUUUGGUUUGGCUUCUGGCGUAUGUAGUCAGUUUGCCCAUUAUAAAUAUUUAAGACACUGAGUCCUGUAGCUGUACCUUAACAGAGAUAGGAGUAAGUAGAUGUUUUGGUUAAGGCCAUGUUUCAUGUUCUUCUGCUUUUGUGUUAGUUUGGAAAGACAAGUUUGAUACAGCAUGCUAGUGACAGGACAGCUUUUGGUCCUCAGCAACUGAUAACUCUUAAAACUACUCUGUACAAUGCACUUUUCUUGACCAAUACUGCAUAUAUUCUGUCAUCCUGCUUAAGGAUAUUUUAGUGACUAUUUGUUAAACUUUUGAAAGUUGAAGCUAACUUAGUUUUCCUUAAAGAGGGUCCACUCCAAAUUAAAUAUCAGUGCUUUAGUUCUUGAUCUCAUCUAGUAUAUCUCAGGGACCAAAAUCUCCCUUUCAGUUUCCAUGUCCAUAGUUUCAACAGCAAGUUGUUGCAAAAUAUGCUGGGACAACCCAAAACCCUGGCUUGGAAGAGUAAGCACUUGGCACCUGAAACGGGCCACUGGAAUUCACAGGCAGCGUGCGUGACAACUGAGUUGUGUCCACUUUGAAACUUUUUGUCCUCCACAGGUAAAGGAGUGAGGCAAUAAUCUUAUCUUCAGCUUUCCUGCUUGUACCAACAGCAUGACAAAUGCCAGCCUUAUAGGUUAGGUCAGAGAAGAUGUGUUCUUGUGUAGUGUCGUUAGAUCAGUAUAGAAUGAUAGCGAGGUUAAAUGUGGGAACAACAUGGAAAAUUUCAAAGAUGUGUUUAAAUGCACUAGGAGUUAAAGGGAGCGGUUUUUUGUGUGUGUUUGUUCUUAAAGAAUUUUGUCUUUAAAAAAAUAGUCUUUAACAAAGUUUGUUUUUCUUUGGUAAACUAUGAUUAGAGGCUUAGUUUUUAAAAAGAUGUUAAAUAUGUGUAUGUCUGAAGCAAUGGAUUGCACAGAAAUUCAGGUCUGUACAAUAUAUUUAAUAUCAAAUGCAUAUUAAUUGCCUUUUUAUUAUCAAGUGCAAUGACCUUUGAAAAUGUGACUUUUAAUUAAGAAGUUAGAGAAGGAACAUUUUUCGUCCUGUAGUUGCGUGUAUAAAUUCAACAGAGGGGAUUUUUGUGCACAGGUGAAAAUGUAACAUCAUUCAAAUCCUGUAUCUCCUAUAAAUACUCAAAUGUGAGGUGUGACAACUAAAAUUUCUGGGUUUUCCAGUUUGUAUUGGAGAGGUGAAGAAAGAGUGAAAAAUGAACAUGAACCCAUAGAAAAGUCUUUAUACUCCUUAGCUUUACUCAGAGCUGUUGCUGAUCCCACCUUACCCCAAGGAACAGGAGUAACAGCAGCCUUUGGAGCACACAGGGCAAGGGCAGCACACACCUCAAACACUGGACUUCUGAGUAUGACUUCUUGCCAAGAACACUGAAGUACUGAACCUGGGAACGAUUAAUGUUGAAGUGUUGCCUUUGCCAACGAUGUAUGUGGCGAGGGGAAACGUAGCCCAUACAUAGUAAGUAGGAGGGGGAUUUUUUGCUGCUUUUCUGACUUAUCUUUUACUGGGAAACACAAUUCCUAUUACUUUUUCACUGAGUAAAAAUCAUUAUUUUAUUUUCAAUUGCUGUUGCAAAUAUUUUUUAAGAAAUUCACACCACUGUUAACUUUCUACCAACAUAGUUGAAAUAUAUUGUAAACUGCGUGUUGGGGCGGGAGGGGACAAACUGUUGAAAGUUAGCUUUUUGUGAAGCUGUGAUUUGUUUUUUUCUAUAAAUUACCAGAUUUAUAAAUUCUUAUUUGAGAAAUGUGUUAACUUGGUAUUAAAAUACCAUAAAUAAAUUUAUGUAAGCUGUCAGUU
This is a messenger RNA of Gymnogyps californianus (California condor), 4173 nucleotides long. RefSeq names its product glycerol kinase (gene GK). The transcript has 21 exons. Bases 1 to 1686 code for a protein of 561 amino acids. NCBI's taxonomy places the organism in Eukaryota, Metazoa, Chordata, Aves, Accipitriformes, Cathartidae. The record is from RefSeq and is a predicted model, not a curated record. Gene Ontology annotation, molecular function: glycerol kinase activity. Gene Ontology annotation, cellular component: mitochondrion. Gene Ontology annotation, biological process: glycerol metabolic process; glycerol-3-phosphate biosynthetic process; triglyceride metabolic process.